Molecule: messenger RNA, 2557 nt
Organism: Suricata suricatta (meerkat)
Lineage: Eukaryota; Metazoa; Chordata; Mammalia; Carnivora; Herpestidae
Gene: GDPD4
Product: glycerophosphodiester phosphodiesterase domain containing 4
Exons: 17
Coding region: 29-2272 (747 amino acids)
Biological process (GO): lipid metabolic process
Cellular component (GO): membrane
Molecular function (GO): glycerophosphodiester phosphodiesterase activity
Source: RefSeq, a predicted model, not a curated record
GCUUUGACGUCGCUAGGAAGGGUGAACCAUGCUUAAGGCCAACAGCACUGAGCCUGGGAGCCAGCCAAAACGUCUGCAAAAGCCUAAGCCGUGGAUCAUAGGCACCUGCGACCGACGAUGCUGUGUCACCUUACUUACUGGGUGCUACACCUGCGAGUGGCAAAUCAAGCAGGAGAAGAGGUCUAGACCCGGACCCUGCUGCUGCUCUUGGAAAGAGUGUAUGUUUUACCUGUGCCUGAUUAUUUCAUUUCUCUUGUCUGUGGUUUUGCUGUUCGUCUGGAUAGAAACUUCAAAUGAAUACUUUGGCUUUGACUGGGUCAUUUUUCUAGGUACAGGAUACUGGUUCUUUUGGUCCAUUGUUUUGCUGAGUUUACUUGGGAUCCUGACUGCCUACUCUUCAUUGCUGGUGGUACUUGGAUUUUUGUUGAUUUGGGAAGGGUAUGAACUAUACCUGCACUGGUGUCAUAAGAUCCUGAUUCUGUUAGUGAUUCUGCUGUGCUCAUUUUUUUUGUGGAUUUUAUGCAAGUUCUGGCAAGACAAGUGGCUGACAGCCGGACUGUCACUGCAGAUCUUUGCUCCCUAUGUGCAUCUGAGUGGCAUAAGUGUGAUGAUUAUCCUUUCCUGGCCUGUGGCCUUCUACUUGACCCAUUUGGAAGAAGAAGUUAGGAUGAGAAGAUUCAAGAUGACAUAUUAUGACAGAGAAACAGCCAAGGGAUGUACUAUACUCACAAAGUUGAGAGCUCUACAGGUGGCUAUUGGAUUGCCUUUUAUCCUUAUCCUUUUAUGCCUCUAUUUUGUGCCAUGGGGGAUUCUUUCUCCCUGCAUUCAAGAGGAGGAUAAAUUGGGACCCAAGCCAGACUUCUUUGGACACCGAGGUGCGCCCAUGUUGGGGCCUGAGAAUACCAUGAUGUCAUUUGAGAAAGCUGUUGAACAAGGGGCCUAUGGCCUGGAGAGUGAUAUACAAUUAAGUUAUGAUCGGGUGCCUUUUCUCAUGCAUGACGAUGACCUGAGAAGAACAACCAAUAUUAGGGAGGUCCAGCCAAAUGCCUCCUUAACACAUUCUAGCUUCUUCCUGUGGAGUUUCCUGUCGACUCUGAAUGCAGGCAAAUGGUUUGUACAAUCACGGUUUAAACCAUUUUAUCAUAUGAAACCCCUAUCAAAGGCUGAUCGUGAAAAAGCAGAAAAUCAGAGGAUUUCAAAACUAACUGAUUUAUUGGAAUUUGCACAGAAGGAAAAAAAAUUUGUGCUAUUUGAUCUUAAUGCCCCUCCACGAAAACAUCCUCUCAGAAACAUGUAUAUUCGCCAUGUAGUAAACGUGAUCCUUGCCUCUAAAAUUGAGCAACAUCUGAUUUUUUGGUUGCCAAAUUUUGAUAGGCAGUAUGUCCGAAGCAGAGCUCCUGGUUUUCAGCAAAUGGGCCGGUUAUUUUCUAUUGAACGUCUUAGAAAAGAAAAUAUCAGUAGAAUAAAUGUUGACUACAAGAAGUUGUUCUACAAAGGACUGAAAGAUUAUAAAGCAGCUAACAUCAACAUCAAUUUAUACAUCGUCAAUGAGCCUUGGCUCUAUUCACUGGCCUGGUGCUCCAGGAUUCACUCAGUGACCACAGACAACAUUCAGAUCCUGAGUCAGCUAAAUCACCCUUACUUCUUCAUGACACCAGGUUACUAUAUGUUCAUGUGGCUCCUCAUGGAUAGUGUUUCUGCAGUUCUCAUUGUUGCCAUAUUUUAUUUUCAUUGGUGGAGAGAGCACAAAAAAGAAAUGUUCAAUAAUAUCAACAUUCACAAAGAUCCUCAGAAUAUAAACCUCCAACAGAAUGAACAUGGGAGUCAAGACUCUACGAAUUUACCCAUAAAGUCUUCCUUCCGAGUUAUGGAAAGUCCUUGGACUGUAUCAACCCUCUACCCAGCUUCAACCAAGAGCACAAAGAAACACCCAGGCUCUCACCAUAUUUUAGUAGUCCCCAAGAAGAAAUCCAGUGAACUGGAGCAAGUCAAGGAAACCAUCAAACCACUGAUGCCUAGCAAAUAUGUUAGACAACCAGCACCUACCGAGAAGACAUUUGAACCUACCUGGAAUGCUACCAGAGAGGCUCCCUUUGAAACUGCAUUGCCUUUUCUAGUGGUGAAUAAACCAACAAUUUCUUCCUUAGAGAUCACUCAAUCUGAAACAGAAUCUGAAAAGACCUCUACCCUUGUAUCCUCCCAAGAAUCCUUUUUAAUAUUUUCUACCACAUCCAGCACAUUUUCCUCUGAGCUGUCCUCACAGAAGAAAUAGCCACAUCUUGCCUUAGUCUUCCUUUUCAUCUCUGUUUCUAAGACUGGUGAUAGUGGGAAGUGGUCAAGAAAGGAGUGCAGAAGGGCCAUUGAGGCUCUCAGGAGAACCAUUUUGGUCUAGUGCUUCCCAUAAAGAACGCAUCUCUAGGGGAUGGACAGGGGAAAAACUGGAAGCUGGAGUUCGUGUUCUCUGAUGUUACAGGGUUUCUUAUCCUAACCCUUCAUAGUACUUCCUGCUAAAGGCUUUGUGCACAUCAGUAUGGGAAUAAAGGCAACCUUUCAGGAA